Pelodiscus sinensis (Chinese soft-shelled turtle) is the source of this 901-nucleotide messenger RNA. NCBI's taxonomy places the organism in Eukaryota, Metazoa, Chordata, Testudines, Trionychidae. The record is from RefSeq and is a predicted model, not a curated record.
AUGGGCAGGGCUGGGCGCCUCAGGAGAAGCCACAAGAUGGAGGUCAGCAUGGAGAAGGCUCUAACGGGGGACCCUAUGCCCUACCAUGCUCUGGAUCCAGAGAUGAACUGCUGCCCCAGCUUCUGCCCCAGCUGCCCCGGCUGCCCGAAUUGCUGCCCCGGCUGCCCCGGCUGCAAGGCCUGUUGCAGCUGCUGCUGCGGCGCCUGGAAAACAGCCCUCUGCUGCCUCCCCAAGCUGCUCUGUCGGCUGCCCAAGCUCCCCGGCUGUCCCGUGCACAUCAAGCGGCUCCUGAUCAUCGUGGUGGUCAUUGUGCUGAUCGUGGUGGUGGUCCUGGGAGCCCUGCUGCUGGGCCUGCACGUGACCCAGGAGCACACGGAGGCUGUUUUGCAAAUGACCAUUGAGGGGCUGGAGGGGGAAGGGUCUCGACUGCAGCUCAUGGACUGGGAAGAAGAGGUGGCGACUUUCUACGUGGAUGCCGGGACCAGCGGCCCGGGCACGGUGGUGUAUGACUACAGUAACCUGCUGAUCGGCUACAGAUCCUGGCAAGGCCGAGCCUGCUACCUCACCAGGAUGGACCAGGAGAACAUUCUGGGCCUGGAUGCUAUUGCCAAAGCCUUCCACCAGCAUCUCCAGCUCAGGUCACUUAUCCUGACUCCCGAGCAGGAGGAAGAGGAGGAGGAAGAAUUCUCCGUGCCCCUGGCUGUUCGCUCCAUCCUGGGCACCACAAUUAACAUCCUCUGCAGCAACGUUCCCAUCCACUGGGCUUAGCAAAGGCUCAGGGGGAUCGAGGGAGCAUCUCCUGACUGCCCUUACUUCCGCCCGGCGCCCAGCACCCCAUGCUCAGCCAAAGCCCAGCCUUGGCUGACUCUGCACCUGGGGGGGGCCUGGGCUGGGCUGCCUC